GUGCUUUGCGCAGAAGCCAUGACGCACAGCGUAACGCAUCCGGUAGGUGGUGAGUUUCGCUGUUUGAUGUGGGAUGUUUACCUUUCUUUCGCCCUGAGGCUGUAGAAAAAGCUCCCAGCGGAACCCGUGGCUGUCUCCCUGCUGCCAGAAGACAGCGCCGUCAUGCAUUUCAUUCUGGAAACGCUCCAGGUCAUCUUCCUGUCCUUCUGGUACAAUUUGGAGUCGCUGUUCUUCUUCUUGGUACCCAGAAGGAAAAAGUCCGUCGCUGGGGAGGUGGUGUUGAUCACAGGGUCGGGCAGCGGCAUCGGUCGCCUAAUGGCCCAGGAGUUUGCCGCUCUUGGUGCUGUGUUGGUGUUGUGGGACAUAAAUCACGAGGGGAUGAAGGAAACGGCUCGGCUCGCCAAGAAAGAAGGAGCAAGCAGAGUCCACUGUUACGUCUGUGACUGCAGCGAUAAAGCGGAUGUUUACAAAGUCGCUGAGCAGGUGAAGCGGGAGGUGGGAGACGUCAGCAUACUGGUGAACAACGCUGGAAUUGUGACCGGAAAAAAGUUUAUGGAUGCUCCAGAUUCCCUUAUUGAAAAAACCAUGGAGGUUAACACAAUGGCUCACUUCUGGACCUACAAGGCCUUUCUUCCUGCCAUGAUCGCCAACAACCACGGCCACCUCGUCAGCAUUGCCAGCUCCGCUGGGCUCAUAGGAGUCAAUGGGUUGGCAGACUACUGUGCCAGUAAGUUUGCAGCUGUGGGAUUUGCGGAGUCUGUGGGACUGGAGCUGCUGGCAACAGGAAAAGAUGGGAUCAAGACCACCAUCGUCUGUCCCUACUUCAUCAACACCGGAAUGUUUGACGGAUGUCAAACCAAGUGGCCACGGCUCCUGCCCAUCCUGAAUGCAGAGGAUGUCGCCAAGAAGAUAAUCCAUGCUGUUCUCACAGAUCAGGUCUACCUGCUGCUGCCCAGGAGCAUGUACACCAUCACUGCUUUGAAGAACAUACUGCCCAUGAAGCAAGGCCUGAUGCUUGGCCAGUACCUGGGAGCGUUUAACCUCAUGGACACAUUCAGGGGACGCGCCAAAAAACUGGAUUAAAACAAUCAGAGAGGAUGACUCCGAUGAAGGCUGACAGCACAGUCAGCAGCCACUGCUCAUUAUUAGCUGCUCGUUAAAACACAAAUACUUGAAGCGUGUUUAAGGGUCGAUCCAUUUCCAGAUGAAGUCAUCUGUAAAUGUCAGCAUGACGUUUCUCAUUAAAACUAAUUAAUGCAAAAUAAAUGAUUAUCCAGUGAAGGGCACACCACCUUUAAUUUUUAUACAAUUUCAGUGUUGCUGUGAGUUUUUUUAAAUUUUUUAUAGACUUCUUACAUUUUUCCUGCCAAAACCAGCCAACAUUUCAUCUGCUGUUCCUUCUGUGCAUCUAUUACUUUAUCUAUUAUUAUCUUUAUUAAUAUUACUAUUUCAGAGAUGUACUUGCUCCCAUUAAUCUCUGAUGUGUUUAAUAGUAAAACACUAUUGGUUGAAGAAAUUAAGGAGUUAUUUUGCAAAGAAGAUAAAAGACAUUUAUCAAAAACACCAGACUUUAUAUUUUACUGAUAUCACAUGAAGUAAAUAAUAAAACGAUGCAAUAUUUGGAAAAAAUGUAUAAAAAUCUGUUUUUGCAAAUGAAGUCUUCAAAUAAACCCGAGCUGAGUAAAAUCUUCCUCUAGACCUGCAGGAGGUCUAAUCAACCUAAACUGUUUGAUUUCUCUCAGAGAAAAGGGUUUUGUAUUUGAUCUUGAACCAUUAGCCUUUCCUCUAGGCUGCCUUAGUGCCCUUGAGCCUCUGAUGUUAAAACCGAAGAUUUAAAAGCUGAUUUAAUAAAACGGUUUGAAUGAGAACAGUUGUCUGUAGCUGAGAUUGGUGGAGAAUAUUUAACGUGUUAAAUAUGAAACACUCAGAUGAGACCACGGUUAGGUCUGAGCUCAGCUGACAGACGUCGGCUUCAGUCUUCGGUUUGGACGUAAUCCACAGCUGAAUCAGGAACCAUGAAGCAUCUUCUUGUUUUUCUGAAUAACUUCACACAUGUUCAUGUUUCCCAGCUCGUCUGCAGCUCUCUACGAUGACUGUGAUGACGUUUGAAUAAACCUGCUUCUGAUCAGU
This is a messenger RNA of Nothobranchius furzeri (turquoise killifish), 2130 nucleotides long. It is a transcript of the gene sdr16c5a, whose product is annotated as short chain dehydrogenase/reductase family 16C, member 5a. Gene Ontology annotation, cellular component: lipid droplet. Gene Ontology annotation, molecular function: oxidoreductase activity, acting on the CH-OH group of donors, NAD or NADP as acceptor. Lineage: Eukaryota; Metazoa; Chordata; Actinopteri; Cyprinodontiformes; Nothobranchiidae. The record is from RefSeq and is a predicted model, not a curated record.